GGAUUAUUAUCCACUCCAUCAGUUUAUUCCCAAAACUGGCCCAAAUCCUCGGAGAAAACUGAAAUGUUGAUUCUCUUCUUCCCCUCCCUCCCUCCGUUCUUGAAUGAAUGCUUUUGAGCGAUUUCUUGCUGUUAUUUUGUUUAUUUCGUGGGUGAAUGAUUCAAUUCAUUACUGGAGUUGCAAGAAUCCCUGAUUUUCAUCCGCAGAGAUUGUUGCAGAAGGUUGAAGAAGAAAGAAAAGAGUAAUGGAAGGGGGUGGGGCAGAUGAGAGUGGGAGCUCGUCAGUGGCCUCACUGGUGAAGUGGAGAAGGGAGUUUUCCGGGAGGUUUCAGUACUACUUGGACAGAUCUGUUCCUUAUACGGCUGAGAGGUGGAUGGGAACCCUAGCUGCUGCGUCCGUUUAUGUGCUUCGAGUUUACUGUGUCCGUGGCUUUCAUAUUAUAUCAUAUGGUGUUGGAACCUAUCUCUUGAAUCUGCUGAUUGGGUUCCUGUCCCCGAAAUAUGAUCCUGAACUUGAAGCUCUGGAUGGUCACACCAGAGAUUCUGAUGAGUAUAAGCCGUUUGUUCGCCGUCUCCCUGAGUUCCUGCUGUGGUAUGCAACCACAAAGGCAUUCGUUGUAGCGUUUUUCAUGACCUUCUGUUCAGUGUUUGACGUUCCGGUCUUCUGGCCAAUAUUGCUUUGUUAUUGGAUUGUGCUUUUCGUUCUCACCAUGAAACGCCAGAUAACGCACAUGAUCAAGUACAAGUAUGUGCCCUUUGGCUAUGGAAAACUGAGAUACACUCGGAAGAAAUCUGCUGCAAGCAAUAGUGGCUCAUCAAGGGAUUGAAAUUUGCCAGUACUCAUUAUAUUUUGUUGUUUUUAAGAUUAUCUUUAGAUAAAUGAGCAUAAAGAGAAAAGUGAACAACACAAAAAACAGAGAGCACAAAAGCUUUUGAAGGCAGUUUGAAUGGCCAAUGCCAGAUUACAUUACCACAGGGAUAUCUUCUCUCUUGGGAAAACUUCCGGUUAGUGUUUCUUAAUUUCAACCUGAAAGAUAGCCCUUUAGUACUCUGUGAUUUUAUAAUACAUGGUUUGCAUGUUUAUAUUUAUUCUUAUGUACAAGUGCUUGUUGUGAUUGUUCAUUACUUUAAAAACCCC
This is a messenger RNA of Cuscuta campestris, 1137 nucleotides long. The record is from the annotation of a GenBank genome assembly. NCBI's taxonomy places the organism in Eukaryota, Viridiplantae, Streptophyta, Magnoliopsida, Solanales, Convolvulaceae.